This is a messenger RNA of Paraglomus occultum, 1200 nucleotides long. The record is from the annotation of a GenBank genome assembly. Lineage: Eukaryota; Fungi; Glomeromycota; Glomeromycetes; Paraglomerales; Paraglomeraceae.
AUGGGCAAAACACUUGUAGAAUAUCUUAUGCGCGACCUAUCUGCAACUGUUGCAGGGAAACACACAUAUGACCUAUAUGUUCUUUCAACGACCCAGGUCGAAACAGAUUCACCCACCCCGAAAUUGAACCCAACAGCAAAACGACGACGGUUUAUUGUAUUUCUUGCAGAAGACGCGAUUUUUGUAACUGCUUUAGAAGUACAUGAAUACGUUGAAGAUCAUGGAGAGAAUGAUUCUGUUUCUUUAUACAUCUCCAAAGUAGAUACGACGGGCUUCAGUUCGGAAAGUGGUAGUCCUACGAAACCUCUGAUAACGUCAUUCUUGAAAUACUAUAUAGAAGUUCGCUCACCGAAACUAUUAAAAAUAAAUGUGUUCGCUCGAGCUCAACCGCAGUACCUUUUUACCAAAUCUUUUGAAAACCCUCAGAAGCGCGUUCUGCGUGAUACUGCCCUUGUGAAAUGGUGGAAGAAUGUGAUUACAGAGACAUUAUCUACAAUUAGCAGUCGAAUGAGAGGCGGGACAACUGCCUGGUUCUAUAUCCCUGGCGAAAAUUCAGAGCGUUCAGCACGCAUUAUUAUCAAGGACGAAAAUGCUGAACCACAAGGGAAGCCGUUAUGGAUCUAUGGCUACCCAUAUGAUGAUGAUCAAGCUGCAAACAAUGUUAUACCUCGGUUUAUAGAUGAUGCGAAAGGACGAGUUUUGAGAGAUGUUGCAGGAAGAGACGGUAAGAGAAAGAAAACGACAGAUGAUGGUGACAAGCAAAUGUCUGUGGAGGAAUUUUGGCAAGUGAUGGCAAUAUCAGGUGAAUGCGGUGCUGGUAAAACCACUGGAUUCUUUUGGGUAGAGAUAACCAAUGCGCGUUCAGAACCGAAUAAAAAAUGGAAAACUGAUGGGAUGUCAGUAAUUAAUGAUACAGAAUUUCCUAGAGUAGUUCAUGAACUAUUGGAUCUUGAUUUCUGGCCACGUGAGAAAGCAAUUGAAUCGACGCAAAAGUUUACAGAAAUACUUGCUAAUGAAUGUGGGUUACAACAAGUCAAGAUCGUAGUCGAUAAUCUGUCAAAACAGUUUAAAAAGAUUGACGAUAGAGUAGUUAAUAAUCUACAGACAUCUGUCAAGAGAAAAAUUCCGCCGUCGGAGAAAGACGGAGAAGCAAGUGUCAAUGUGCUGUCACCAUCAGUAAUCAGGAGAAGGAUGAGAUGA